This is a messenger RNA of Penicillium psychrosexuale, 189 nucleotides long. RefSeq lists its product as uncharacterized. The coding region runs from base 1 to 189 and encodes 62 amino acids. The transcript is spliced from 2 exons. The record is from RefSeq and is a predicted model, not a curated record. Lineage: Eukaryota; Fungi; Ascomycota; Eurotiomycetes; Eurotiales; Aspergillaceae.
AUGUACGUGCUGUACAGGCUUAGUCCCGUCGGAUUGUAUGUCGGUGCUCGUUUAAUUGCUCCUCCCAUUGGCGUGGGCAGAUCAUAUAGUGCCCCAUCGCGGGAACGUGCGUUGGUGUGGUACCAGAGGAAUGACUGGAUUGGUAUUGCUGCGCCUAUUGGACCCCCGCAAGGGGCCGACUUCCAUUGA